AUGCGCCGCCCUGCAAUACCACGCUGGACGCGAUGCCUGGGCAUGACCAACAUUGGGGCAUGCGCGGGUCUGCUGGGAGCGCAUGGAUACCUGCAAUACAACGGCGAGCGGCAGAAGGCGUACAAGCGGCUUGAGCGCAGGCUGAGGGCUAGAUCUUUCGAGUUCUGGCGCCUGGCUAGCGAUCUUGAGCUUAUGUCGCAGUUCGAUCCGGUGAUGCAGCAUUUCAUUCGACACAAUGGCGUCUUGCACGCGGCGCACUUUGCAUUCGACAUGUAUGAGAAGCCAGGGCAUGAUGCAGUGGAUGCGCCCCAGGCAAUAACAGCAACAGACAACCCAGGCGCUUCCGUGCCGACCGAACCGCCCCAGGAGAUUGGCGCAUACUAUGUCACGCCCAUCGAUUAUGUCGAGAAUCUUGCAAACAUACACGUGGGCACCACACGUGCCAAGAUGCAAGAGCUGGAAGCCGAGAAGCAAACGCUCUUGAAAGAAGCGGAAUACUUGCUCUACAUGAACGCACAACAGCAAUAUACCUACUGCCACAAGCCCGAAAUGGACGAAGAAGAACGCCAGCGCCGUCGUCAAGAAAUACAUCUCUGCGAAAUAACCUACAACAGACUCCGCUCCAUGGCAGACGGCAUCGACAUCAGACUCUGUAAAUGGCGCCAAUCGCUCCAACACAAACUCGCCUCUGACGCUGGGAACGACUCGCUAGACUCUUGGCUCCCUGAAUCAAACACGAUCGACUUCAAAACCCACGAUCCCACGCUGGCUAUACAAGAGAUGGAAAAUUUCCAGGUGCAGAUUGAAGAAGAGGUAUUUAUGUUUGAGCAGUUUCUGACGGAGCCCGGACAUACGGAACAGCAGAGGGAGAGGUGUAGGCGGGAUUUGGAGGAUGCUAGGAUAUUGCUCAAGGCGGUUGAUGGGGUUGUGUGGGAAUUGGAGAAGGCGAGGAGGAGGGCGAUGGCGAGGAAGGUGCCUGUAGAGGUUGUGGGAAUUAAGACGGUGGAGGAGAAGAAGAAGACCGAGAAAGAUGGCGGUGGAUUGGAGGCAGGGAAGUCUUGA
Molecule: messenger RNA, 1062 nt
Organism: Parastagonospora nodorum SN15
Lineage: Eukaryota; Fungi; Ascomycota; Dothideomycetes; Pleosporales; Phaeosphaeriaceae
Exons: 1
Coding region: 1-1062 (353 amino acids)
Source: RefSeq, a predicted model, not a curated record